CGCGGUGCUUCCAUUUUCAGUAUCGGUCUCCAUAGACUGCAAGUGAAGUGAAAGUGCUAGGGUUUCGUAUCUCCUAAAGUCUAAGCGCCAAGGCCCUCUCACCGCCGAAGCAAAUUCGAUAGCCAUGGCGAGCACCAAAGUGCAGAGGAUUAUGACCCAGCCGAUUAACUUGAUAUUCAGAUUUCUUCAAAGUAAAGCCCGUAUUCAGAUUUGGCUAUUUGAGCAAAAGGACCUUAGGAUCGAAGGCCGAAUUAUUGGAUUUGAUGAGUACAUGAAUUUAGUUCUGGAUGAUGCUGAGGAAGUCAAUAUUAAGAAAAAGAGUAAAAAGACACUUGGGAGGAUUCUCCUCAAAGGAGACAAUAUUACGUUAAUGAUGAACACGGGAAAAUGAUGAUCAUCCAGCAAAACACAUUAUUUAGAUAGAGUUGGCACUUCCAUUGUAUGGGACUAUAGCUUUUUACUAGUUACGUUUGAUUGAAGUUGUAUCCUUCUACGUUUUAGGCCGUGGAUGAUACUUAACUACUUGAUAUUUGGAUGUGAAGUGCCAUAUUAUUGUUGGUAGGUAUUAUCCUUUUAUGUGAUAUUCGUUUUAAUUCAUCGUCCUUCCUAUAA
This is a messenger RNA of Momordica charantia (bitter melon), 612 nucleotides long. RefSeq lists its product as uncharacterized. The record is from RefSeq and is a predicted model, not a curated record. Gene Ontology annotation, cellular component: spliceosomal complex. Gene Ontology annotation, molecular function: RNA binding. Lineage: Eukaryota; Viridiplantae; Streptophyta; Magnoliopsida; Cucurbitales; Cucurbitaceae. Gene Ontology annotation, biological process: mRNA splicing, via spliceosome.